This is a messenger RNA of Cucumis sativus (cucumber), 372 nucleotides long. RefSeq lists its product as uncharacterized. Lineage: Eukaryota; Viridiplantae; Streptophyta; Magnoliopsida; Cucurbitales; Cucurbitaceae. The transcript has a single exon. The record is from RefSeq and is a predicted model, not a curated record. Bases 1 to 372 code for a protein of 123 amino acids.
AUGGACGAUUUCAACUCCAAUUCAUACCCAGAUGGGAGAAUGCAGAUUCAAACCUACCAUGGAACCGAAUCAAGGACACCCAAUGGUUCUGGCGCAAUGGGUAUGCAAGAUUUUCGUUGUUACAGUGCUUCCUAUGCUUCUUCUGCAAAUCCAAGUCGAACCCAGAUGGGUAAUGAUUUGAAGCUCAAGAAAGGAAAAUCGACGAAUGGAUUCUCAUCCAAGAGUUGGAGUUUCAACGAUCCGGAGAUGCAGAGAAAGAGGAGAGUUGCUAGCUAUAAAGUUUAUUCUGUGGAAGGCAAAGUUAAAGGGUCUCUAAGAAAAAGCUUCCGAUGGCUUAAGGAAAGAUGCUCUCGAGUUGUUUUUGGAUGGUAG